Pogoniulus pusillus (Red-fronted tinkerbird) is the source of this 1521-nucleotide messenger RNA. It is a transcript of the gene NIT2, whose product is annotated as nitrilase family member 2. Gene Ontology annotation, cellular component: mitochondrion. The record is from RefSeq and is a predicted model, not a curated record. The transcript is spliced from 10 exons. NCBI's taxonomy places the organism in Eukaryota, Metazoa, Chordata, Aves, Piciformes, Lybiidae. Gene Ontology annotation, biological process: oxaloacetate metabolic process; L-glutamine metabolic process. Gene Ontology annotation, molecular function: omega-amidase activity. The coding region runs from base 46 to 894 and encodes 282 amino acids.
CCGGGGAGGCCGCUCGGGCCUGUGGGGAGGCGCCGGCGCGCGGGGAUGCGAGCGUCUCGGGGAGCCAUGGCCAACUUUCGCCUGGCUCUCAUUCAGCUCCAUGUAUCUCCUGUGAAAUCAGAUAACCUCCAACGAGCCUGUGAGCUGGUGAGAGAAGCAUCAGCUAAAGGAGCAAAACUUGUGGCUCUGCCUGAAUGCUUUAAUUCUCCAUAUGGAACCCAGUAUUUUAAGGAGUAUGCAGAGAAGAUCCCUGGGGAUUCAACCCAAAAGCUCUCUGAACUUGCAAAGGAGUGCAGCAUAUAUCUUGUUGGAGGAUCCAUUCCAGAAGAGGAUGGUGGAAAACUGUAUAACACAUGUACUGUGUUUGGGCCUGAUGGUGCUAUGUUGGCAAAACAUAGGAAGGUUCAUUUGUUUGACAUUGAUAUUCCUGGGAAGAUACAGUUCAAAGAGUCUGAAACACUGAGUCCAGGGAAUAGUUUUUCCAUGUUUGAUACUUCAUUCUGUAAAGUGGGCCUGGGCAUCUGCUAUGAUAUCAGAUUUGCUGAGAUGGCUCAAAUCUACGGACAGAAAGGUUGCCAGCUGCUGAUAUAUCCAGGGGCUUUUAACCUGACCACAGGACCAGCUCACUGGGAACUGCUGCAAAGGGGACGAGCUGUUGAUAACCAAGUCUACGUAGCUGCUGUAUCUCCUGCUAGAGAUGAAAAAGCAUCCUAUGUUGCCUGGGGACACAGCACUGUAGUAAAUCCAUGGGGUGAAGUCAUAGCCAAAGCUGGGGCUGAGGAAACAGUUGUAUACACAGAUAUAGAUCUGAAGAAACUCACAGAAAUACGUCAACAAAUUCCAAUUUUAAGCCAGAAGCGCUGUGAUCUCUAUGGUGUGGAGAUGAAAAAGUAAAGGAUCGCUCAGCAGAGAAGCCUCAGUUGGCACAAUGGCUGCUGCUUUUAUCUUGGGAAGGAUUCCCACAUGAGUUGCUCCAAAAUCUUCUACUAGAAGUGCCACUUACUUGAAAGAAAAUCAAACACCACAGAAUCUGGUGGUGCAAUUCUCAAAUCGAUUCAAAUACAACUUCUACGUCUCCUCUCAUAGUGGUUUACAGCUAGGAUAAAGACGGAGGUCAAAUAAUUUCAAUGCAAUACUGCUUAACAUUGAUUUUUAUGCAUCACUACAUUUUAGUUACCUUUUGGGGGCGUGUUUAUAGAACACAGAAUCUGUCUGGGAAUCCUCUGAGGCUAGCUUUGCUAUUAUGAAUUUUUCAAUGAAUGAUCAGAUAAUCUAGAAGCAUGAUUCUGCCACCUCUGUCCUUAGGUGCAUCUGCCUCAACAAAACUCUUUGAAUGCCCUACUUCUAACUUGGAAAGCUUCAAAUUUAACAUGCUGAGCAAAACAGACCAAGUUCUGCUCUGUACCACUUGGGAACGAUGCAAGAAGAUGCUAAACAGAAUCACCAUUGUAGAAGAAUCUCUAACAGUAUUUGCUUGAUGUUUCCUGCCUGGAAUGUAUGGAUUAAAUUCUCCUGAUUGCA